Molecule: messenger RNA, 5850 nt
Organism: Bombyx mandarina (wild silkworm)
Lineage: Eukaryota; Metazoa; Arthropoda; Insecta; Lepidoptera; Bombycidae
Source: RefSeq, a predicted model, not a curated record
GUUGUUAUAUUGAUAAUUUUCUGAUUUGAGGCGACAUUAAACUUAUUAAAGUAGCUGUUGAUUGCCAUUAUCAAACUCAAUAGAUUUAUCUGUCAUUUAAACUGUGAAAAAGUUCCAAGCAGUGACAAAGUCCCUGUUUUUAAUACAAACAACUUGAACUGAUGGUGAAUACAAAUAUAGUAUAAUGGAUCAGUGGGAAUUAUUAGUUCAAGAAUACUCAAAAUCAGCAAAUGGGUUCCGGAAGGCUCUGCAGACAGCUGAGGCGGUGUUUAAAGAAGAUUUGGCCGGUUUUGAAAUUGAAUGGAUAGUUCAAACACUCCUAUAUGAGCCAGUGUGUCUGCUGAAGAUCGUGUGCUCAGAGCAGGAUGAAUCUUGGAGGAGCUGCAUUGUGGCUAGCUUCAAACUGUUGGUAGAGGUGCUGCCCAAGUGUGAAGACUUUGGAGACCAUCUAUUCCAGGAUGUUCUUAAUGUCUGUCUGAUGCAGUACGAUGCCAUGAUCCGUACCAAUGCAAUAAACUGUAUGCGGGUGCUAUGCAAGAUGUCUCCGGUGGUGGCCGGGCAGGCUGAGAAGUUCAUAGCUGAACUGGAAUCUGCAAGCAUAUGCAGAGCUCCUUUAGCUAUGCUGAUUGGUACGCUGUGCGAAUACCAUCCAGCAUACCUUUCGAAUGAAUACAACAAAAUAUGGCGCUUGUUUCUUAAUUUACUUGAGAACAAUAAAAAGACUGACACGGUAACCUCAGCAUACCUUCAAGGUAUCCUGGGUCUAUUCAAAUACUACGGGACCCAGCUACCGAUGGUUGAACUGGCCCAGUUUUACCAGGAUCUGGUCGGAUAUCUGGACAUGACCAAGUGCAAGGAAGUGGUCCUGGCCAUAUUGGAAGAGCACACGGACCUCUUCCUGGAGUCACUCGCCGAAGACCCAACCUUAAGGAUGAAGCUAUGGGUCCAUGUGCCGGCCGGGACUGACGCAGUAUUGAAAGUCUACAGACUGAUCUUCGAACUGAUGAAGGAUGACUUAAAGAGAAUCGAGAACGUUCUACAAGCGGAGGUUACGCCGCGUCUGCACGCCCCCGAUACGCGAUACGUGGCGCUCCGCGUGUGGAGCGUCUACACGCGGCUCGGGGGCGCGGCUCCCGUCCAGCACGAGGACGUGCUGCAGGUGGAGUGCAGCCUGAGGGCCGGGGACCACGUCGCCGCGCAGGUCUCGUACUGCAUCGACGCCGCGCUGCCGAACAGCGACCGGCUUCUGCAGGCCGCCAUCCUGAACUUCCACAGUCUUCCAGCUAAGAAGAUUAAGGAAAUUAUCGUCUACCCUCUCGCGCGUGCUCCGGACCAGAUCAGGAAGGCCUCAAUAAAUCUGCUGACAACGGAAUCAUGUGUGGACGGCGCCAGCUUUGACCGGUACUUGCCGCUCUGGAGACAGCUGCUCGACUCCGACGGACAGGACCCGAGGGCGGUGGAAGGCAGCAGACACGUUUUCAACGACUUCAUGGACUAUGUUCUGUGGGUGGUUGAGACGUUUCUGGACGACUAUAACGAGGGUCUGCCGGAGCAAUUGCAGUUCCUCUUUAAGCUGGUCUCCUUGGUGCUGAGCUUCCAGUCCCCCGAGGGCUACACCCGGGACGCGUGCGCGGCCGCCCUCCCGCUGCUGCGUGAGACCAUGCGGCGCUGCCAGCCCCAGGCCUGCACCGUGGCGGCCGGCAGACACCUGCUCCGCCACGCCGCCGGCCUGGAUCUGGACUUCUAUGAGAUGCUGUCCUUGGACAGUUGCGCAGACGAGGCUCUGCUGUGCGAAUGCUGUUUGGCGUUUAUACAAUCUCCGGACGGCCAUGGGGACGUGCGAAACAUAUUGACAUCCCUACAGAUCAUCUUCUCGAGAUCCGACGUGGAAGUGGAUAGUUACUUGACCGCUUUGAAGAAAUGUCAGCAUCUGUUGAUGAAAGACAUUGAUCUUUUGAACAGCAAAGAAACUUCGAAGGUAAUAGCGGGCAUCGAGGACCUAUACAACCGCAAAGACUUGACCGGGAAAGAAGCCAGGAACCUUAAGCGGGAGAUAUUCUUCUUUCUAGGUAAAUUCGGUAAUGUGUCUGAAUCGAGCGCGUCUGAGGCCAGUUCUGUCGUCUUGAAGGACAACCUCACGCUCGAUCUCAAGUAUUUGGACGAAGGUGUCACGUAUAAGAUCAAGCUGGAUGAGAUGUUGGAGCACGCGAUCAGAAGCGGCGAUCCGGAUAUACUGCGAACGCUACUUACCGUCAUCUGCGCCGGUAACCCGGCGCGGCAGGCGGAGCGCGCGUGUCGCGUGUGCGCGGCGUGGUGUCGCGCCAGUGUUGCCAGCGCCGCCGCGGACGCGCUGCCAGUGUUGCAAGCUCUGAAACUGUCCAACGUUACCGUAGAGCUGCUGUCCUACAUCGCCUGCCAGAGGUCUCCGGGGGUCAGAGGUCUGCUGUCUGACGUCCUGGAGAGACUCUUGUCGGACCCUCGCCACCAGCAGGCCGUGGAGCCCGUAGCCGCUCAGGCCUUACUGAUGCUGCGGGAUAAGAACGCGCUGACGCGACAGGCCGGGCUGGACGUGUCGCUGGCGGUGUUGCGGGCCGCGGACCCCACGCAUGCCCCAUUGCGGGCCGCGCUACCCGCCCUGCUGCCGGGCCUGUGCGGGGCUGUGGGGGGAGGCCCAGCGCUGCUAGCGGCCACGCACGCUUUUGUACGGGCGGCGGCUAUGUACGAUCCCGCCACUACCGUUGGCAUGAUCCAGGAGAUGAUGCGCCACCUCACCCACCCCAAGUCUGACGUAGACUUCGCGCGCCACGAGACAACUGUCAGGACAGCGGUCGACUUCAUCAAAGUCGUUGCCAGUGAAAAAAAAUUAGACUCCGCCAUUUUUCUUGGGAUCGAAGCGGCCAGUAUUGCCAGGAAGAUGGUGUUGCUGUGCGAAUUGAAAGCUGCUUUUCGUUUUGAAUCCGAGUUCGAUUUGAGGCUGCUGGAGGGGAAUGGUCUCCUGGAUCUGGAGAUGGAGGAUCUGGGGGACCCGUUCUCGGUCGCGGCCACCCUCCGUGUCCUGACGGACUUCGCUGGAACUUACAUGGAGACUAGGAGGGAGAAAUCACUAGUACUAUUGGCCGGAUUGGUGGAGAAGUUAAAACCGGACCUUAUAAUAACGGUCAAUAGGUCGAUAGUGAAUUGCCUGCAGACUUACAAAGAUCUAUUAGGGGAAUUACCGCCGUUAUUGACAGAUGCCUUUGACGUUUGGUUCUCGGUGUUGCCAAUAAAUGAGAUAACUACCAGUUUAGAAGAAAACAAACUGCUGGACGAACAUAAGGCCAUAAUAAAAUCACUAAAUAUAAUGUUGAUGGUUUUCGAAUUGAGGAGUGAUUUAAUAAAAACAUGGCCAGAUUCGAUUAUGAAGGUGACGCCAAAGAAAUCCGAUUUGGAAUACAUUAGCAGUGUUCUGUCUGCGUCUCUUAAAGCUUCAAGUCGUGAUGAUAUAAAGAGAUUGAUAUCGGGAGGUGAUGGGAGGGACCUCUGUAGGAGACAUGUUAAGGUGUUUUUCGGAUUCCUGGUGAAGUCGCCGUCUGUGUUAUUAGACGGUGACGUCACAAGUGCCUAUUCCCUGUUGGAUGACGUAGUGGAUUGUUACGUCAGGAUGAGAUGUCCUGAGAGAUGGCGUGGGGACUUGCUCAGUCUGGUCGAUGGGCUGUGGCCUGUAUACGAACAGCAGACUGAAUUUAGCAAGAAGCAAGCGCUGCUUGUCAGUCUGUCUCGCUUCCCCGUCCCCCCGCCUCCCACCUCGCCCCCCGUCGCGUGGGGAGUCAAAACCCUGAUGGAGGGGGAGAUCACUCAGAGGAUAUGUCUCGUCGGAGCCUUGCCCGCCGGCGAGGAAUAUAGCGCCGCCUAUAGCAGUUUCUCUGGCGUGGUGGGUCCCCGGCUGCGGGAGGCGGCGCGGGGGCGGGGGCCGGCGCUGCGGGCGCUGCUGGGGGCGGCGCACUGCGGCGACCCCACCCUGCUGCGGACCGUUGCCGCUCUAGCUGCGGGCGACGACACUAAGGGCUGGUGGGACGAGGCCAUCGACUCGUGCAUGGCGGCCGUCGCCAGGCACCGUGACGUCACUGUGCACGAAACAAUAUACGCGUGGACGUGGACGGGGCUGUCGACGGGCGUCUGCGAGAGGAUGCUCGUGCCUCUGCUGCGACACACUCCCGCCAAACGUCUGGAAGAAUUCCUGUCGAACAAAGUUAACAUGUUAAUUGACAUGUUAAUGACCGGUCGGGCAGCGAGCAACGCAUUAGCGUACGAACAGGGCGUCGUCAACUACACGAGAGCUUUGAGCGUGCUGGCGGUGGCUUUUGAGAAGCUACCCCGGCAGUCACUGGAGGCGUCCAGCUCGGUACUCCACAGCCGCAUGGCAAGCCCAGAGUCCUGGAUGCUGGUGCGACGUGCGUGCAAGCUGUGUGUCACGCUCAGGGACGCCGUGACGUGUCCCGAGGGGGCCGGGGGCGGGCUGAGAGGGGCGUGCAGAGCGUUCUACGUGGCCGCCUACAAGUGCUUGACGGCGGCCUUGUGCCGCUGGAAGCAGCCCAAAGCUUACGUGACGCUUUUCGACGAGAAAGCUCUGUCGAAUCUGAUGGACCCCGAAAAAAGAUACGAACUUCCGAUAAAACCGAAAUGGAGCCGUCGGAGCGUGCGACGCCAGGUCCUCGCGGACACGGGGGCCGCCCCCGCCGCCGCGUCCUCCGGGGGGUCCGUCCGCACCCGGCCCCUCCUGCGGACCCUCUCCGACAACCCGCUGCAUUUCGACCUGCUCGAACCCCAGGAGUGCGAGGAAGUCACGACGGAGGAGUGGCGCGUGGACCACACCGAGCUGAACGGGCUCGAGGCGUGUCUGUCUGUGUCGCGCGCGCUGGCCCUCGCCGCGCCGUGUGCCGCAGCGCUGCGCCGCGCCGCCGCCGCGUUGUGCGGUGCCGCCGCCGCGCAGAGCCACGUCGCCGCGCUGCUGGCACAGGCCAUCUGCAACUCAGCCAGUGACCUGCAACCCAACUGCGAGAUAUUAAUUCCCGCUCUGCUGAAGUACGUGACGGCGGUGGAGGAUGGGGCCGCGCUCAACGGUCUUCAAGUGGACGUGCUGAACACCAUCUCGGGGUGGGGCGGGGGCGGGGCGCGCCGCGAGGGGGCCGACGCCGCGGUCCGGCUCCUUGUGCGGACCUGCCUGCAGCACCAGCGCAGGAGACCCCUGCUGGACGCGGUGGCCGACUGCCUGGACGGCUUCCUGCGUGCGCACCCCGGAACGAUUACCGUCCGCUACGACGCCUUCCCGGACUACUCAGCUGACUCAAUGUCGGAUGAGACGAAGCUGUGCAUGCUCCGCAUACUUCAAAUCAUCACUAAGCAUAAUAUUUACGUGGGGCAACUUGUGCCGACCGUGUUGGCGGUAUUGGCUGACGCGCGCCGCCAACAUCCCGUGCAAAAAUUGGCUGAACUGUUCGGCCAAACGUUGGCCGUGUGUGACGACGAGACAGUAGCGAGGGAAUCCUUGGCCUCGUACCAACGUGUCCUAGAGACGUACCUGAAGACGAACGUGUCGGAUUACGUGAGGCUGCUGUACUACGCCCAGCUGGGCUGCCCCAGGUGUUGCAGUUUCAAGAGCUUCAAAACGGUUCUCUCGAAAGCUUCGAGAUUGCCCAAAGCCGAAAAGCUGAGAUGUCUGCGCGUUAUAGCGAAGUACUUAGAGCACGGCCCGGGAAAUGAUGACGUCAUACGUGACGUCGUAUCCACCCUGAACUUCGAAGGGUUGAUGGCGGGUGAUUGUGUCAAGGUGCGCGUACUAAACAUUAUAUUGGUGGCCAUCAACUGAUGGUA